Messenger RNA from Sugiyamaella lignohabitans, 1767 nucleotides. RefSeq names its product gag-pol fusion protein. The coding region runs from base 1 to 1767 and encodes 588 amino acids. Gene Ontology annotation, molecular function: nucleic acid binding. NCBI's taxonomy places the organism in Eukaryota, Fungi, Ascomycota, Dipodascomycetes, Dipodascales, Trichomonascaceae. Gene Ontology annotation, biological process: DNA integration. The transcript has a single exon. The record is from RefSeq and is a predicted model, not a curated record.
AUGACCAAAGAGCUUGCCGUCACUCAGGUCGACUCCUUAGAAGGGGAUACGGCACCUUUCCUUGAAGGUAUGGACAAGAAUAAGACUAAACAAUGGGAAUCGAUUAGUCAUAAGCACGGCCUCGGCAAUUCCUACUCACGCCCCAAAACCGAAUCCAACCCCCCUCCUCCACCUUAUACCGUCGAAACCACACUUCUGUGGCUCAGACGUGCAAAGAGAUACGUGGCAUAUCGUGAACGCACCCAAUCAGAUGCAGACGUAGCAACAGACAUCAUCAGUCUCUUACCUAAAUCCGAUUACAAAAUCCAGGCAAUUCAUUGGUUCGAACAAGAGCCAUACCCUUGGGAGAACUUAUGGACCCUACUCGAAAAACAACAUGCACAAGCGACAAAAAAUGCACGGGCCAAGUUGCUUAAUGAGAAAUGCAACAAGAUCUCGGAUUACCCGGAAUUCUUAACUAGAAAGCGCGUUGAGGCCCAACACUCCAAGUUAGACGAGGACGUGGUGAUUAGUCAAUUGAUUGCGGCGGUACAAAAUGUGCGUUUCCGUCAAGAAUUGGAGCGACUGAACAGCGAGCACAAAGAUUUAACUGUUGACGACUUCGUGCGCAUGGCAACCCUGAGAGCAGAGCAGCAUGUCGAACUACAAGGGAUAGGGAAAGGGAAAUCAACCAAAUGGUGCUCGAUUCACAAGAGCCACGGACACAACACAAAGGACUGCAGUAGACAGACGAACAAAAGUCAACAAACACGCAAUCCCCAAUCCGUGAAACGACCGGUGGAAGCGACAGCUACUUCUCAAAAGUCAAUACAAUCUGUGGCCUUUUCGCACGACGCCGAGAUGAUCAAUCGGAUAAAUCAAUCUCUGGAGAAAGAUCCUAAGUACUCAAAGAUUCUUCAACACUUCCGUAGUCCCCAACACAGUCCAUUCCCAGGCGACAAGAAGGAUAAACUUUGUUAUUCUUAUAGAAAUGAUAUUUUGUGUUACCUGGGAAAAAUUGUCGUAGGAGUGGAUGAAGAUUUACGUGAGAAUUUGAUCAAACUUUUCCACGAUCAUUGGAUUGGCGGUCAUCACGGAAUUCGUCGCACGAGACAAACAUUAACUGAAGUUUUCACAUGGCCCCACAUCAGCGAGUAUGUGGAAAAAUACGUCAAAAGUUGCUUGACAUGUCAAAAAUUCCGAAUACGCAACCACGCACCAUACGGCCUCUUAGAGCCUUUACCGAUCCCCGAUCGCCCUUUCCAAUCCAUAUCAUUAGAUUUUGUAACGAGCUUGCCGGAAUCUGGUCCCCGGAAGUCAACUCAGGUUCUAGUGAUUGUUGACUGCUUCAGCAAAUACGUCCAGUGUUACCCAUGCUCCACCAACACCAACGCCAUAGAACUCGCAACGUGUAUGAAAGACUACUUCGACCGCUUUGGCCGUCCCGACACCAUCAUCUCAGAUAGAGGCACGCAAUUUACAUCAAACUUUUGGCGAUCAUUCACCGCGAGUCGAGAUAUUAAACUUCAGUUCUCCGCUGCAUACCACCCUCAGACGGAUGAUCAGACAGAACCCAUGAACAGGGAAGUCACACGCCAUAUCGCGGAAUAUAUUAAACUUCAGCACAACGAUUGGUCUGAGUUAUUGUCGGAAGCCACCUUCGCCAUCAACGCCACUUAUAAUGAAUCUAUCAAGAACAGCCCUUAUAAGGUAGUGUUUGGGUUCGAACCCAAUAUUCAUUUCAAUUUUGAAGCCGCGGAAGCUUAUCCAACAAUGGAAGCCAAGUGA